This is a messenger RNA of Nymphalis io (European peacock), 1845 nucleotides long. It is a transcript of the gene K5, whose product is annotated as putative neuropeptide precursor protein. Bases 129 to 1238 code for a protein of 369 amino acids. The record is from RefSeq and is a predicted model, not a curated record. The transcript is spliced from 5 exons. Lineage: Eukaryota; Metazoa; Arthropoda; Insecta; Lepidoptera; Nymphalidae.
CGCUUUUCUUUCCAGUCCGCCCCGGUACACGGCAUUCGUCCUCCGAGUGUGGGCCCCACAUCGUCGUCAGGAAAUCUUUGUUGCGAAAACAUUAAAAAAUUCUGUUGAGCUCUAGUAAAAGCCUAAAUAUGUUACUGAUCUCGCUCACCGCGGUCUUCGCGGUCCUUGUGGUCAACAAUGCAGAACCUGUCCCGAAUACCAAAGAUGAUGGUCCAAUUGCCGAACUGCCAGAGAACUGGGACCAAACAAAAGAUGAUACUCAGUCGUUAUUUCUUAACAAGAGCGACAAAAAUGACCUCGAACCUUAUCCUCUCGCUCUAAGUGAAGAAGGUAAUUCUGAAGGAUACGACCAAGCCGUCGAGCAACGAUAUGAAUCUCCUCAAUCUAACGGGGAACUGGACAAUCUUAUUAUGAGGCCAGAGUUAUAUGGGGAGCCUCCUGCUAUGGAAGGGCUUUCAGGUGGUUAUGAGACCCGACGUCGUAAGCGUGGUAGUGGAAAAGUUGGGGGGGCUGGUGCCGCUACAAAGGUCGCUACCAAAUCUGGCUCAGGAAAGAAAAAUCUUAAAGUAAACGAUGCACCAACGCCUGUAGAUUUCGUAAUCCAAGAGAAUGAUAAUAAUCGCCGCAAACGUGGCAGUGGGACUAAGGUUAGCGGAGCAGCAGCCUCAGCCAAAACUGCCACCAAAAAUUCUGGAGGAAAUAAAAAAAACUUUAGGUCCGUAUCUGAACGUCGUAAGAGAGACUCUGGUCUAAGCGCUGCAGAUGUUAGAGCGCUGCUUAACUUUUGGGAAGCUCAAGAAAGAAGAAAACAAGACUUACAUGCCGCAAGCCGGAACGCUGAAGUUCCGUAUUACGGCAAUAUCAAUACAUUAGAUCUAGGGCAGCCGGAGGUGGACGAAGUUGGCGAUAUAUGGUUACGCGAUGAGGGAGCAAUUGAUCCACGAGAAAGAGAUUACCCACGCCAGUCUUAUUUCUCCGAACAAAAUCGUGUAGGCGUGGGUUUACCUGAAAUAUAUCCAGUUGACCCUAACGAACUUAUGCAAAGGUAUGAAGAGGCGCGUCGUAAGAGGAUGUACGUGAAUAAGAUGAAACGGUUCAUGGUCGCUCGAAAACGUUCGGAUAUGCACCAGAACAAUUACCGGCCCCGAGAUGAUCUGUACACCCUGGCUGAACUUCUGCGCUCUGCACCCCGCGUUCAAGAACAAGAUAUACCUGUCUAUCGCCGACUGAUACUGUAAAGAGUUAAACGAAGAAAGGAUCCAUUGAUACAGUCUGGAUAAUAAUUCCACUUAUAAAAAUAGUAAAAAGGCAGAUAACUGCUUUAAUCUUCAUUUAAUCUUCUAAAUCUUGUUUAAUACGCACACUUCUAUCCGUUAGCUGGCAGAUAAAUUUCCACUAACAUUUACGAAAUGGAUUGAAGCAACAGCGUCAUGCAUUUAUUUCGCAGUGUCUAGAAUAUAGGAUUAUAGUGUAGUUUUAGAAACAUAGCAUAGAUUAUGUAUAUGUAAUUUUGUUAUCUUUGAAAAAAUAAAUGGCCUAACAAAACAAAUAUUCAUUCGAAAGUACAUACCUAUAUGUUAUUAGGUACUACUUUCAAUAGAAUGUUAUAGUGUACUUUUUCUACCUCGGUUUACCGCAUAUCUGAUUAUAAUUUAUACUCGUUUUUACCAAAAAGAUAAUUAGUUCAAAUUUAUAUAUCCCAAAUAUUAAUGAUUACCUACUAUGUACUGCAUAGUGAAGUGAAACUUCACAUUUAAUCGUGCGAAAUGUUUAGAAUAGUUUUGAUGUAUACAUGGUAUUCACUUAGCAUUAUAAUAAAAAUGCUGUAUUAAAUUGGCAUUAUAA